Gasterosteus aculeatus aculeatus (three-spined stickleback) is the source of this 2217-nucleotide messenger RNA. It is a transcript of the gene arf3a, whose product is annotated as ADP-ribosylation factor 3a. Gene Ontology annotation, molecular function: GTP binding; GTPase activity. NCBI's taxonomy places the organism in Eukaryota, Metazoa, Chordata, Actinopteri, Perciformes, Gasterosteidae. The record is from RefSeq and is a predicted model, not a curated record.
CAAUCCAACUAUCGCGAGAACACACAUUGUCACGGCACUUGCUCAUCGCGAGACUAUCAUCCAGUCCUCCGCCUGAGUCCAGCUGCCUUCCUGCCGUUGACGGUUCUGUUGCAGUUGAGGUGAGAGCUGCCAGCCAUCAUGGGGAACAUCUUUGGCAAUCUGUUAAAGAGCCUGAUAGGCAAGAAGGAGAUGAGGAUCCUCAUGGUGGGGCUGGACGCUGCUGGGAAAACCACCAUCCUCUACAAGCUGAAGCUUGGGGAGAUUGUUACCACCAUCCCCACAAUCGGUUUCAAUGUAGAGACUGUGGAGUACAAGAACAUCAGCUUCACCGUGUGGGAUGUGGGUGGCCAGGACAAGAUCCGUCCCCUGUGGCGGCACUACUUCCAGAACACCCAGGGUUUGAUCUUUGUGGUGGACAGCAAUGAUCGCGAGCGGGUGAACGAAGCUCGGGAGGAACUGAUGAGGAUGCUGGCUGAGGACGAGCUGCGGGACGCCGUUCUUCUCAUCUUUGCCAACAAACAGGACUUGCCCAAUGCCAUGAAUGCGGCAGAGAUCACAGACAAGCUGGGCCUGCACUCCCUACGCCACCGUAACUGGUACAUUCAGGCCACCUGUGCCACCAGUGGCGACGGCCUCUACGAGGGGCUGGACUGGCUGGCCAAUCAGCUGAAGAACAAGAAGUGAAGAGUCUGGUCUGAAGCGGGGACGAGCCCGUGUGCCAGCUCCUUGUGGUGGUUAUAGCGGAUCCAUUGGGUUUACAUGGAGGGGCGGUGCCGAAAAGCUCCCAGGAGGAGACAAUUUAAUUCUCCUUUCUUUUUUAAUAGUUUAAUUUGUUUGGAUCUGCGGUGAGCGUUUUUAAAUAUUCAUAAAUGGUGUUGAGUUUGACCUAAAUCACUUACAUUCUUUAUGCUGAAUACAUAAUUAUUGGGACGUAAUGGUAUAAUGUUACUGUAAAGACAUGUACGUCCCCUAAUGUCUCCUUAACCCCUUGACCUACAUCAUCUUUUAUUUGUUCAGAAAUGUGAUGAUGUAGGCCCAUGAUGGCCGAGCAACCGCAAGAUACUUAAUGUAAAUGAUAAAGAAUGUCAUAAUAGUAUAGUUGGAGUACUUCUACUAUCUCAGAAUAAUAUCACAUCGUUAAAAAAAGGUAUACUUAUAAAGGCUCAGAUAAAUGUGAAGUUGUCCUUUUCUGUCCAUACUUGUGUUUUAACACCAAAUCAUGCGAUUCAGAGCUCAAUCUGCAAAAAUAAACACAUUUCAAUAUGUGUUUAUUAGAAUUCUACUUAUUUUAUCAAACACAACACCAGAUGACAUACUCUUUUUAGUCUUAAAGAUUUCAUAUUUAGGUCAACAUGUAUUUCUUUAUUUAUCUGUAAGUUUGUUUACUGGUUUUAUUAUAUAAUUAUUUAUGUGUAUGCAUCAAGUGCUUUUCUUUUGUAUCUGUGCAUAUACUUUUAAGGCAGCUGCGGAUAAAAGGUGUCCUGUUAUCACUGUACAUUACCCGCUCAUAACCUGCAUGGAGACAUCCCAGUGCUGGCUCAUGUGCUUAUAAGAGCUGUGAACUACUCCAGGCCGCUGCUGUGAAUAAAGAUUUGCGCUAAGUUGACUCGCCUUGGCUCAAUAAGGGUUAAAACAUUUUGUCUGGUGCCAGUGAGAUUUGGUAGCUGAUACGGAUGAUAGAACAUGGGCACUGUACCGGCUCCAUGGCUUUGGGGAAAAAAAUGCUGCUAUUGGCCUGUGGGUAUUGAUGCAGCAGAGCAUGUAAUUGGCAAUAUCAGAGCGCUAACAUGAUUUUUGAAUGUUCAUUUUUAAGUCAGUUUGUGCGAGUAGCUGCGCUAUAUCCCUGCAAAGAACUCACAUUGCCUGUCAUUCUGACUUAUUCAUCCCUAGUUGACGUGACAUUAUAAGCCUUUCCUGUGUUAACCGUAUUUCUGUGCAUUAUGUUGCACAAAAUAUCCUGAUGCAUUAAUAGCUGUACAAAAUGUAAUGUCUGUUUUUCUCUUGUAUUUUUGAAUGGAGUAUUUAUUUAUUGUGAACCAAAAGGCAAGUGUUGAUUUUAGUGUUACAUUUCUUAAUUUACUAACUAGAUCGGUUGUCUUUUUGAGUGUUCACACAUAUCGUAUCAAAUGAAAAAAAUAGGAGAGAGGAUGACAAUAAUACUGCAUCUCAAGGCAUGUUAAUACUGUACAAGAUCUGUAAUAAAAGUGAAUUAUAAUA